This is a messenger RNA of Aspergillus calidoustus, 2638 nucleotides long. The record is from the annotation of a GenBank genome assembly. NCBI's taxonomy places the organism in Eukaryota, Fungi, Ascomycota, Eurotiomycetes, Eurotiales, Aspergillaceae.
CCUUGGAUUGCAAUGUCCAGGUCAUACGAUGGACGAUGUACUACCGAGUGGGGCGGAACGGAGUAGUUACUACAAUCGCGGAGGUUCGGGCAUCUUCCGCGACAGGUGACAAACCAUGGGACAGCCGGACUCGGACUCGACAGAGGGAAGCCUUUCUAAAUACUGGACCGAUGACUUUUCUCUUUCAUGUGUACGUUUCUUUUUUUUUUCGUCCUUUUCCUUUCUCUUCGUCAGGUGGCCAAUUGCUCUUCGGUCGUGACACUAUCAAACAAACAUGGAUAAGUCUACAAGCAAUCAUCACGAACACGACAAUGGAUUUGAUCGAGAGACUUUUUCGCCGGCGGAACAUGCCCGCGAAAUUGAACGACGAGACCAGCAAAGCCAGGAAUAUAUGGUCAAUGAAUCAAUGUAUGACCGUUUCGCAUUCUUCCGAAUUCCUAUCGCUGUGAAGAGCACCCGAAAAUUAGUUAUGACUCUGGGUAUCUUUGCAGCCUUCAGCGGUAUGCUGAGCGGCCUAGACCAGUCGGUAAUAUCGGGUGCCCUGCCUGGCAUCCGGCGGCAAUUUGUCAAAUAUGGCGAAUGGGAAAGCUUGGACGAUCCAAAGAUGAAAAAUGAUCUUUCGCUCGUCUCAUCGCUGAUGCCCUUGGGAGCCAUGGCCGGUGCAUUGAUGAUGAUGCCGCUCAACUUCUACCUCGGCCGCCGCAACUCGAUCAUCGUUUCGUGUGUGUGGUAUACUAUAGGAGCCGGCCUCUGUGCUGGAGCUCGAACUAUAGGCAUGCUGUUUGCCGGCCGCUUCAUCCUCGGAAUUGGCGUCGGUAUUGAAGGUGGUUGUGUCGGUAUCUACAUUUCUGAAUGUGUUCCACCGGACCUUCGUGGCAACUUGGUAUCGAUCUACCAGCUGAUGAUCGCUUUCGGCGAGGUGGUGGGUUAUGCUGUGGGCGCCAUUUUCUUUAAUGUCCCCGGCAGCUGGCGGUUUAUGCUUGGUUCAUCCGUCGUAUUCUCGUCCAUUUUGUGGGCUGGAAUGUGCUUCCUGCCGGAGUCACCGCGUUGGCUCGUGUCCAAGGGCAAGAGCGGACGUGCUUGGGAAGUAUGGAAGUCGCUGCGCGACGUAUCCGACCCUAGGAGCCUGGAAGAGUUCAUCAUCAUGGAGGUCACGGUCCAGAAUGAGAUCGAACGUACCGCUGCUGUUGCAUGGUACCGGCGUUAUCUCGAGGUCUGUGUCUAUCCUCGCAACCGCCGCGCCCUCGUCUACGCUUCGGCGAUGAUUUUCUUCGGCCAGAUGACCGGUAUCAACGCAGUGAUGUACAACAUGUCCAACCUGAUGGCCAAAAUGAACUUUUCAGAACGCGAAUCCGUCCUCAUGUCGAUGGUUGGUGGCGGCGCAUUGUUCCUGGGAACAAUCCCAGCAGUGUUCACAAUGGACAGAUUCGGUCGGCGUGUUUGGGCACAGAACAUCGUCGUGUUCAUCAUCGGUUUAAUCCUGGUGGGCGUCGGUUAUUUGUACACCAACAAAAGCUAUGACUAUUUCUUGGACAAUAAGGCUACCGCUCUGGGCCUUUUCUUCUCCGGGAUCAUUCUAUACAUGGGCUUCUUCGGCGCAUACUCAUGCCUGACAUGGGUUGUUCCUGCAGAGAGUUUUGAUUUUAACACUCGCAGCCAAGGCAUGGCCAUCUGCUCGACUUUCCUCUAUCUCUGGUCAUUCAUCGUGACCUAUAACUUUGAUCGUAUGCAAUCGGCAAUGACUUAUACCGGCCUGACGAUUGGAUUCUUCGGUGGUUUGGCCGUCGUUGGUUUCUUCUACCAGUUGUUCUUCAUGCCCGAGACCAAGGAUAAGACCCUCGAAGAAAUCAAUGAGCUGUUCUUUAUGCCGACCAGGAAACUUGUUGCGUUAAACAUGCGCAACCUCGUCAAUGACUGGUCCUGGGUUUUUGGUGGAUCGCGCCCAACGCCUGAUACGAGUGAAGCAAAUAUCGGUUACGCUGCAGACGCGGAAAAACAAGAGAUCGAGAACACCCAGAAGGAAUAGCCAGGAGAUACUGCGUCAAUUCACAAACGCAGUCUGCGGCACCCUAGCCGAUAUGGAAACCUUUAUGACGGCAUAUGGCAUUCAAUUCCUUAUCAUUUCCAUUAACAUGGCAGGCUAGACUGUGGAGGCAGUACACAGGGCAGUGUGAGCGGCGUGGAUAAGACAAGUUAGUUUACUGGCAAGAUUCGGGAUCGGUCACUGAUAUUGAAACUGACAUUGCUCCUGUCGUAUUCUUUAACGUAGCAGAGCACAAUUAUUGUAUUGAACGGGCGACUGAUCCAAUUUUCCCGCUUUCCCCCUUCUAGUUAUCUCUUCAACGCGCCUUCUAUCCAUCAAAUUCAUCGAAAAUAUCCCUUUCGCAGGAGAAUAGAAUUUAGAUGGCAUUAUCUGCUCUCGCAAUGUCUCUCGUGUCGAUCACCGGAGCCACCGGUUUCAUCGGCUCCCAGGUCACCCUCCGAACCUUAGAGGCCGGCUUUGAUGCUCGUCUUUAUAAAGGUCCUUGGCCUUCGUAAGGUUUGCGAAUAGUGUGAGAGGCAGUAAUAAGGCUAGAUGGCUUGUUCUAAUAGUUAAAUUUAAGAAUAAGGAUAGAAUAGUAGAUUAAUACUAAAGGAU